AUGGCUCGUUCUCUGCCCUUCAAGGUCACCGGCAACAUGUUCUCCGCAGUGGACGAUGUCACUGCAGGUGAUGCUUCUCCAGCUCCACGUGACGCUUUGCCGCCUUCUGCACCGAGGAAGAAGAGCAAGUAUGCUCACAUGCUCUACCAAGAAGACGAGGAAAUACAAGAUACUGGCGAGAUUGCUCCCGCAACUACAAUGCGCGAACAUGUCGCUGCCUUCAUGGAGUUGACCGGUGAUGGCGAUGUAUCUCCGUUUCUGGAGAAGCUGGCUGGCUACGACCUCAACGCCAUCCACAAGGAGUACCGUGGCAGCGACAAGCCAGAUAUCGGCAAAUUUCGAUACAGGCGCCAGAUGCUGCUGGUGCUGGUGGUGACUGAGGACGUCCAGACGGAUGUCCAGACGGUCAACUACGUCAUCUUCGCCAACUGCAUUCGCCCUGCCGACGGGCAACAGGACGCUGGCAUUUCCAUGAAUAUGUUCCACGAACCAAUGGAUUCGGCGGCCGACGUCAAAGACUUCGGGGAGCACAUCGCACGCGGGCACAACAACUUCAUAGAGUUCGCGGUGGCAAGGAACUUGAUGAUGACAAACAUCAAUCUCAUCAAGCCCAAGGAAGUCAAUGCUGGCGACUAUAGGCGUCGUCCAAUCUGGUCAGGUUUGACAACUGGGGAAUUGGAGAACAUUCGGGCCAAGGGAACCGACGCAACUCUCGUCCCGGACAUGGAUGACUUCGAGCGCACAAUCCUCUUCCUAGAUCGCGCGGUCCAACUUGCUGUCUUCCGCCGCAUCGAAUUUGCGGACAUGCCUACGAUGAAGAAAUUCGAAAACUUCUUUUUUGGAAGCAUGCAUCUCUGCUCAAAGUAUCGCAACUUCUGGUACUACCAGUUGCAGUUGGAGAAGCCUCACGAAAAGACGGGCGAGCUCAGCGAAAGCGCCGAUAUCUUCAACAGUAAAUGCAACCUGGAGAAGUUGCAACCGCCAAGGUGGAUGUCCUACAGGUUCCCAUCCGUGCAAGAUUGCGCCUUCCUCGUUCGCCUUGCUCUCGCGCGAGAGCGCAACAGCCAGAAGAUGUUGAUUGAGAAGAUGUCAGCCUCUACCAAGGGGGACUGCAAGGCACUACUCGAAUCCAUUGAUGGGUUGAAAGGUGGAUACUACGUCAAGAUCCGCCUUCCCGGGACUCAAAAUAAUGAGGACGACGACUUUGAGCUUGUGAAGCCCAUAUUAGGUACGCGUGUCAUGAUUCACGUAUCUAUCAUGUGCGGUGAGAAGAUCAGCUACGAGGGACAAGUGGUGGAAGCUCCUGGAUCUGAAGACAUUGAUGUUGACGAAUCCAAAGACUUCGACUUCGUAGUACAUGUAAUCGGUCGUCCGUACGAAUUCGGUACCACUACACACGUUGUCAACAUUGAGUACAUUGAUGACAAGACGACGGCUGAUCGCGCUCGAAUCGCCACAGAGAACAUGGCUUCUAUGAGCCUCAAGCGAACAGAGGGUGUUGACAUGCAGGGUGUCAUCUUCCGGACACAACCCACGAUCGCUCCCGAGAACUUAAACGCUGGCAGAGACAUGCACCCGGAAACUCUCUGUAAGGUUCUCGAGGAUGUUAAGACCAAGUGGCGUCUCAAAAAGACUCAAAUUGACGCAGUCAAAGAGACACUUGUCUCGGACAAUGGGCUUGCUCUAAUCUAUGGAUCUCCGGGCACGGGAAAGACUACGACGACGGCUGCGGCGGCACACGAGCAUUGCGAAAUGGGCCGGAAGGUCAUUUACGUUUGCAACUCAAAUAAGGCGGUCGACGCCGCGCUGGACUCAUUCCGCAAGAAACAGAACCCCAAAAUCUCUGCCAUCCGAUUUGUCGGUGGCUACCAGACCUACGAGAAGUACACACAGGCGGUGGUGCCUGGGGCAAACUUGGAAGAGCUAGUCAGUGCUAUCAAUCCUACAAUGACUGCGGCCAUGAAGGCGAACCCUGAUACACUCUUCCACGUCCAGCUGCGUAAACAGAUUGAUCUCUGGGCCGCCGCUCCGGAACACAAGAUGCAUCGCGAGGCCAAAGAUUAUGUUGAGAAGCUUGCUGCCGAUAAGAACACAAAGGCAUCCGACAAUACCAAGGCUUCGAAGGGUCUUCAGGAGAUGCUCACGCAGUGGUUCGUCGAGCACAACAUCGAUAUCAUCUUCACAACCUGCUCGAGCGCCAGCCAUUCUUCAAUUCAGCACUUCAAGCCUUCCUCUGCUUUCAUCGACGAGGCUGGCCACGCCACCAUUCCGGAUGUCUGCAUGGCCGUCGACCCGUUUAAAGAGCAUGUCAAGUCGCUCACUCUGUCUAGUGACUACAACCUGCUCAAGCCAAUUAUCACCACGUGGAAUUCGAAUGAAGCACGCUUCAUGUUGACAGAUUCUCUCUUCCGACAACUGAUCAACGACCCAGAUAGGGAUAUGAGAUAUGUCACACUCAGGGAGCAAUAUCGACAGCACCCGGAUCUCAGCGCAUGGGCAAUUCAAACGCUCUACCAGGGGAGGGUCAAAGAUGCGCCAUCUGCAUCUCAGGUUACACCUGUUGGAAGGACGGUACGACAAGUUUUUCAACAAAUGGGCACCGGCAGGAAGAAUAAGAGAUGCCGGAUGGCAAUCGAUGUCUCCGGUGAUGAUGCUGUGUCGAAACAUUUCAAAGACACCACAUCCUAUUGUAACUCAGAAGAAGCCCGCAUCAUUGUGGGGCUCGUACGCGGGUUGCUGGCGUUCAAGCCAAAUCACACGGCCGGGGAUGAACACAAGUUCGCUCGCAUCCAACCCGCGCACAUCAACAUCAUCACGCCCUACAAGGGACAACAGCAUAUCCGCAACAUGCUCAUGGAGAAAGUUCAAGAGUCAUCAGAAAGCGAAGUGCUCGUAAAAAUGGUUACCGAUGGGGCCGUCAAUACAACAUGGGGUACUCCGGGCAGUGAUGUCGACAUCGUCUUCAUCUCGCUAUGCGUGCGCAAUCCUAAGAAAGCAAUGGCUAACAAAAAGUUCAUUGCGUUGGGAAACGCUUUGUGUGUACAGAAUACGAGGGCACGCCAAUUCCAGGUAACUUGCGGAAACUGGAAUGGCUGGCUCGAAGCAGCCAUGGAAUCCACGGGUGGUCGGAUCGCAUCCGACCAUCACAAGCCUUUCGUUAGCUUGACCAAGGAUAUUUACCAUAAGGGAGAUAUGGUAGCCUGGCAAGACGUCGAUGCGACUUUGCUUGCACAGACCCCUGUGACACUGAAGGCGAGCCAUUUCUAUACGAACGUGCGUCCGAACAUUAACGCAGAGAAGUAUCGCGCCGACCUAAAGAAGCCUACAAAGCGCAAGCAGGGGGGCAGUGCGUACAGCAUGAGCUCGAUACGCUCUGAUCUUCCGAGUAGUGCUGCUAGCGUGCCAGUUCCGGAUCAACCAAAGACUGUUUCGAAUAGGGAGCUUAAGAGGCGGAUGCAUGCGGCAAAACAUGCCAAAGAUCAGGGUGUCUAG
Pyrenophora tritici-repentis Pt-1C-BFP is the source of this 3492-nucleotide messenger RNA. The record is from RefSeq and is a predicted model, not a curated record. NCBI's taxonomy places the organism in Eukaryota, Fungi, Ascomycota, Dothideomycetes, Pleosporales, Pleosporaceae.